AAGGCUGUUGUCCAGGCCAGCUCUUCCUGAGCAGAGGGAGGAGCCUGUGGGGAUAAAUAGGAGCAGCACCGGCGAAUCCAGAGCUCCAGGAAGGAAGUGCUGGAACCACACUCUACACGAGGCUCUCCCAGCAGGACAGAGUGGAGGCAAUGUCACUUCUCCUGGCUCUGGGGCUCUUGGUGGCCGGGUUCUGCCCUGCUGUCUUCUGCCACCCAGGUGGCCCAACAGACCUGGACACUCUGGCCUCAGAGGGCAGAGACAAUGGGACGCAUGUGGGCAACCUCAGAUUGGUCUCCGGCAACAAUGACUUCGCCUUGAGCCUCUAUAAGCAGCUGGCUUCGAAAGCCCCAACCAAGAACAUCAUCUUCUCCCCCGUGAGCAUCUCCACCGCGCUGGCCCUGGCUUCCCUGGGGGCUCGCAACACCACGAAGGAGGAGAUCCUCCAAGGCCUCAAGUUCAACCUCACAGAGCUCCCGGAGGCAGAAAUCCACCAGAGCUUCCAGCACCUCCUGCAUACCCUGAGGCGGCCCAGUGACCAGCUGCAUCUCAGCGUGGGCAAUGCCCUGUUCAUUGACGAGCAGCUGCAGCUUCUGGCCAAGUUCACGGAGGAUGCCCGGGAUCUGUAUGCAGCCGAGACCUUCACUACCAAAUUCCAGGACCCCGCGGCUGCCGAGCAGCUCAUCAAUGACUUCGUGAAGAAGGAGACCCAGGGGAAGAUCUCGGAACUGGUCAAGGACCUGGACCGGACCACCGCACUGGUCCUGGUGAACUACAUCCUCUUUAAAGGCAAGUGGAAGACGCCCUUUGAUCCCCUGGAUACCUUCCUGUCAAAGUUCUACCUGAGCAAGCGGCGGUGGGUGCAGGUACCCAUGAUGAAGCUGGAGAGCCUGUAUGUACCCUACUUCCGGGACGAGGAGCUGCACUGCACCGUGGUGGAGCUGGAGUACUUGGGCAAUGCCAGCGCGCUCUUCAUCCUCCCCGACGAGGGCAAGAUACGCUUGGUGGAGACAGCGCUGCUGCCCGAGUCACUGAGUCGGUGGAAGGAUGCCCUGCGGACCAGGUGGAUAGACGAGUUCUACCUACCCCAGUUCUCCAUCUCCGGUGAAUAUCAGUUGGAAAGCAUCCUCCCCAAGCUGGGCAUCAGGGAAGUCUUCACCCGAAAGGCUGACCUGUCAGGCAUCACCGGGGCCCAGAACCUGAGGGUCUCCCAGGUCAUCCACAAGGCUGUGCUGGAUGUGGCCGAGAAGGGCACGGAAGCAGCUGCCGCCACUGGAAUAAAAUUUGCCUUCACAUCUGCAAAGGUACGCCCAGUGAUCGUGAGCCUUGACAGACCCUUUCUGAUGGCCAUCCUCCAUUCGGAGACCCACAACAUCCUCUUCCUGGGCAAAGUCGCCAACCCCAAGGAAACCUAGAGCUCCCGCCGAGUGGGGGCUCCGGCAAGAAGCCAGGCUGAGGUCUCCGCAGCUGGCCUCCGUGCACUGAGGCCUGGCCCUUGUCCUCAGGAGGUUGACAGUGACAGCUUGGGCAGAGCCACGUGCACAAGGAGCCCGUGCACUGCCUUGCCUGAGGCCUCCUGACACCGAUAACCCUCCUUCCCAGACACUUCCCCUGUGCUUCUCUCCUGAGUGCUGCCUCCUCGGCGUCUGCCUGGGUCCCUGAGCCAAAGCCUUGACCUCAGGUCCAGGACCUGGGGGGACCCUGCUUCCUUACAGCCCUUUCCAGUGCCACCUUCAAUCUUUCCUUGGCCCGGGACCAGGGUCUGCCCGCUGCUGCCUCUGCAGGGCCCCUGGCCACGUCCACUUCAGUUCAGGCCCUGGGCCCGUAGGGAAGGUUAGAGGGAGGUAUGGAUAGGGAUGAUACAGGACAGGACCUGGUUGGUGGAUGUGUACAUGCCAUGAACUGACCGUAUGCUGUGUGCUUGUGGAAGCUGGCCAGCCCUGAUAAAGCUAUAACAUGCACUGGCUCCAACCUCCUCCACCCCUGGCCUUUGCCUCGGCCCACCGACAGGCCUAGGUCAUAACAGCGGUGAAACCGCUGUUUCAGAAACCAGCUUGCCCCUCAGGAUGAGGACAGCAGUCCCCAGCCUUUGGGAAUUUCGGUGGAUUCCCCUGCCUUGUGUGGCCACUGUUCCUUGCGUUUGCAGCUUCAUAAAUAAACUUUCGUCUCACAGUACCUUCA
Messenger RNA from Chinchilla lanigera (long-tailed chinchilla), 2178 nucleotides. RefSeq names its product serpin peptidase inhibitor, clade A (alpha-1 antiproteinase, antitrypsin), member 3 (gene Serpina3). NCBI's taxonomy places the organism in Eukaryota, Metazoa, Chordata, Mammalia, Rodentia, Chinchillidae. Gene Ontology annotation, molecular function: serine-type endopeptidase inhibitor activity. Bases 150 to 1412 code for a protein of 420 amino acids. The transcript has 5 exons. Gene Ontology annotation, biological process: negative regulation of endopeptidase activity. The record is from RefSeq and is a predicted model, not a curated record.